This is a messenger RNA of Vitis riparia (riverbank grape), 1462 nucleotides long. RefSeq names its product iron-sulfur cluster co-chaperone protein HscB homolog. Gene Ontology annotation, biological process: [2Fe-2S] cluster assembly; protein complex oligomerization. Gene Ontology annotation, molecular function: protein-folding chaperone binding; ATPase activator activity. The coding region runs from base 120 to 992 and encodes 290 amino acids. The record is from RefSeq and is a predicted model, not a curated record. The transcript has 9 exons. Lineage: Eukaryota; Viridiplantae; Streptophyta; Magnoliopsida; Vitales; Vitaceae.
AUCAAGUAACCCUUCAAACCAAGGGUUCCAGUUUCAGAAUUUCAACCUGUCUUCCAUGAGACUCAAAUGAUCUGAUAUGGGAGAUCUCCUCUGAUUCUCUCCCCGCAGUGGCUCCAAAUAUGUGGAAGAGGAAUCUAUGGACUCCCCUCUCCCCCAUUCUCCGCAGACGCUUCCCUUCAUUCUCACCCAAUUCCACUCUAAACAUCCCUUCUUCCACCAUUUUCUCUUCUCCAUGUUCCUCAACUGCCCAAUACUCUAGGGUUUUCUGGUCUUCCAGUUAUGAUUUUCUCGGGAGUGUCAAGUUUUCUCGGAAACUUUGCUCCUCGCAAUCGGCUGAGCAAGUCCAUGUCAGGUGUUGGAACUGUAAAGCUGCUGCCCAAACGACGCCAUUUCUGGCUUGCGACUCUUGUCGCAGUGUUCAACCUGUUGAUCCCUCUGUGGAUUACUUCCAGAUAUUUGGACUGGAAAAGAAGUAUGAACUUGAGGAUAAUAAUCUUGAAGGGAAGUACAAAGAUUGGCAGAAGAAAUUGCACCCUGAUCUAGUUCAUUCGAAAUCUGAGGAAGAAAAAGAGUAUGCUGCUGAACAGUCUGCCCGGGUAAUUGAUGCAUAUCAAACUCUCAGUAAGCCAUUGGCAAGGGCAAUAUACGUUUUAAAGCUUGAAGGCGUGGAUGUUGAUGAAGAGCAAACAAUUUCAGAUAUCAGCUUUCUGGCUGAGUGGUUGCAGUGGUAUGGUGGACCUGGAGGUGGCUGGAGCUGUUGUCUUGUGGCAGAACUGGUGUAUACAAUUAUGGAAAUCAGGGAAGCUGUUGAAGAGGCUGUGAACUCUGAGACUUUACUUCAGAUCCAGUCUCAGGUACAGGAGAAGCUGAAACACUGGUCUCAAUCCUUCUCAAAUGCAUUUCAAAGUCGGAAAUUUGAAGAAGCUGUGAUUUCUGUUCAGAGAAUGACAUAUUACAUACGUGUAAAUGAUGAAAUCAUGAAGAAACUCUGAUAUAGGCAGGGUAAUGAAAAUUUUCUGAUCAUGACAUCAUCUAACAAUCUACAGGCUCAAGUUUUGCAAGCAGAUGGCUCCAACAAUGAUCUUAGGAUGGAAUUUUGAUGAAGGCCUGGUCGGCAAUUCUCUCCUAUACCAUCAAGGCAAGACAAUAAACUCACUCUGAAACGGGGCUUGGAGAUGAAGAUAGUGAGGCAAACUCAACCAUAUAUUUAUUGCAGAAAAUUCCUAUCAUGAGCUUGGAUGUCCUUUUUACAUUUUUUUCUUCUUUUUCAAAAGUUUGGAAUUCAUCCUCCGAAAAAGAAUGAUGUGCCAAGAAAACAUGCACCAAUAAAAGAAGAGAAAUAAUGGGUCUCAUGUUGAUUUUCUGGGUUCACCUCCUGUGCUGAGGUGAAGAAAUCUGUUCCCAUAUGACAGAAAACCCUAGAUUCAUAAUCUGAUUUCUUUGCUUUUCCUACCGUUUUCUA